Cladocopium goreaui is the source of this 216-nucleotide messenger RNA. NCBI's taxonomy places the organism in Eukaryota, Dinophyceae, Suessiales, Symbiodiniaceae. The record is from the annotation of a GenBank genome assembly.
AUGCCAUCCAAGGAGUUAACCCGAGAGCUGCUGGCUGAUGGUUUGAGACGGGCCCUGGACAUGUUGGGCGAGACGCCUAAGAAGCAGUUCCUGGAGAUUCUCGCAGCCAACAUUCACAAGUUUGCUUUGCAGGAGCAAUACUCUCUGUCCCGGGUUUAUCCUGUGGAGAUCAGCAGGGUGCUGAGGCAUGUGGAAUUUGGGCGAUGCAAGGAGUAG